CCUCAAUUAAAAGAUAAAAAUUAAUUUACCUCGUCAAUAAAUAUGAGUUGAAUUUCGGGAAAAAUUAUCACUCACAAAUCUACCUGAGCAUCCGCAGCUUCAUUGCUUUAUCGAGCCAACACCUCUAAACAUGUCGACAAAACUUUUCGCCAUCGCCGUCCUAACCAUCGCCUUGGCCACCUACGCCAUAUGCGCCCCACAAUACGGCGAAACUUGCAGCAGCAUCAACCAAUGCACCGCCUACUCCAAUAAUUCUGAACAAAGCAUUAUUUGCAUGUUUCGCCCCAACGCGACCAACCCGGUCGGAUUGUGCUACACGACCGCCGUGGCGGCUGGAAAAUGCGCCUGCGCGCGAAACUGCGGCGCAUUCAGCGAUCAUCACGAAAAUGGCGAAUAUUCACCGGAAGAAGGUCACUGCGUCGCGUUUGUGGGAAGACGAUGCUACAAAGGCUGGCCAGGGAACGACUGUGGCGAAAACGCGUAUUGUCCAACCACCAGUAGCUACUGCGUUUGCAAAUUGGGAUUCGAAACUGGACCGGAUGGCAGGCAUUGUGUAACUGCUAAAAAAUAAAUGACAAUUUUAUUUUUCUCUGGAAUUUUGAAAUAAUAAAUCUGACGGAUUUCCAAAAUA
Folsomia candida is the source of this 631-nucleotide messenger RNA. Its product is annotated as latent-transforming growth factor beta-binding protein 2. The record is from RefSeq and is a predicted model, not a curated record. The transcript is spliced from 2 exons. Lineage: Eukaryota; Metazoa; Arthropoda; Collembola; Entomobryomorpha; Isotomidae. Bases 131 to 571 code for a protein of 146 amino acids.